Messenger RNA from Dendrobium catenatum, 1077 nucleotides. RefSeq names its product clathrin interactor EPSIN 1-like. Bases 1 to 927 code for a protein of 308 amino acids. The transcript has 4 exons. The record is from RefSeq and is a predicted model, not a curated record. Gene Ontology annotation, molecular function: clathrin binding; phospholipid binding. Gene Ontology annotation, biological process: endocytosis. Gene Ontology annotation, cellular component: clathrin vesicle coat; endosome; plasma membrane. Lineage: Eukaryota; Viridiplantae; Streptophyta; Magnoliopsida; Asparagales; Orchidaceae.
AUGGGGACACUACGGCUUGAGGACCAGCCUUUGGGACAAUUGUUGGAAUUGUGUCCUAUUGAGGUUGAGAAGGAUGCUAUGAUGAAGAGGGCUAAUGAGUUCAUCCAAACACAUUCAUGCAAAGACUCUAUCGCAAACAAAGUUUUGAUUUUACAGUUUUAUUUAUAUAUUGAUCUCUUUAUUUUGCUGGGGAAAAUAUUGAAUCAUGGAUUAAUUCAGGUGAAACCUACUCUAAAUUGUGUUAGUUACUUUUUUUUUUCUGCAUCAUUGCAGGCAAAUGUCAAUCUGUUUGCUAAUCAGAGUGCUUCUCCUGCGACAUUUCAUUCAGACGCGGACUUGUUUGCAGCAGCAAAUUCAGGGUUGUUUACAGAGACGAAGUCUUCCAAUCCAACAAAUAUCAGUUCUUUUGAUCCAUUUGCAGCAUCAGAUUCUAUAUUUUCCUCUUCCUCUGAAUCAAAUGUUCCCAGUACGAACCCUACAAGUAGCUGCGCCAUUGAUCCCUUUGCUGCAAUUCAAGUGAGCAAUGUUACUGGAUCUGAUGAACUCUUUGGUUCUUUCACUUCUAAUACCGCACCAGCUUCAAGAGACCCUUCAAAGGAUUCAUCAAACACCAGCCAGUCGGCAUCCAAAAAGGAACCUUUUCAAGUCAAGUCUGGGAUUUGGGCUGAUUCUUUGAGCCGUGGAUUGAUUGAUCUGAAUAUAACAGCCCGUAAUGUAUUUGUGUCAGCUAAGAAGACAAAUCUAGCAGAUAUUGGUAUUGUUGGUGGUCUUACUGAUGAAUCCAAUGAGAAGGAAAGGGCUCUACCUCCGCCAUCAUACAUGGGGAGAGCGAUGGGUGCAGGAUCAGGCCUUGGCAGGACAACAGGCUUAUUUUCUUCAACAACGACGACAGGAGAAAAUUGGGACUUCUCUACCUUCCAGUCAUAGAAUUGAAAGUUCUAUUGAUAAUUUCAUUAUUUCUCACCGUUUAUUGGACAAUAAGCUUGUUUGCUGUAUUCUUGAUCGGAAGAUAUUGUGCUUAGAUUGCUCUUUUUGGGUAUUUUUUUUCAAGGUAUCAGUACAUUUUUUCUGGGAUUA